AUGAAGAACCCUGAAGAUGAGGUUACAGAAAUCGCAAAGCUCGUCACCGAAAACUACCACGACAACUACGUCAAGGAGACGUAUUGCGAUCUGGUCCUGUCUCUGGUGCUCGAGCAGCCUUUCAAGAUUCCCUUCGUCGCCGCUUCCGUCUUGUGCGCCAACAACGANAAGAGCGACGCUGCCGCUGAGGUCCUGUCUCGCACAUCAACUCUGUUGCAGCGUCACCUCGAUGCUGGUGAAUGGCGCAGUGUAAAGCUGUUGCUCCGAUUCCUGGCCUGCCUCCAGCCUCUCUUCAGCGACGAUGGUGUAUUUGCCAUCCUCAACGAGCUCUUCGACCGCGCCGUUGACCUCCAGACUGCCUCGUCCGACGACGCUGUCGGCCUCGAGCUGGUCAAGAUCAUCCUCCUCACCAUUCCCUACGUUCUGGCUGUCCCUGAUACUGGAUUGGAGCAACGCGCAGCUGAGCUGCUGGAGAAGACCGACAUUGUUGCCUCUACGCCGCACGCCCUUGAGGCUCUAGUCGAUCCAUACCCAACUGCUGAAGGAGAGCAGAAGCCUAUGGCCUGCCCCAGUGUGCUCAGCGCAUUGCAGACCCAGCUUCAGAGCGAGGCCGCUUCUGGCUGGAAGCUCGCCUGCAUCCCUCGCCUGACCCGUGUGAUUACUCCGGCCCCCGCUGAGAAUGGCGAGCAGGCUGUACCCAGCAAGCACUCGUUCCCCCAGCUCUCAGUUCCUUCUCCUGUCAACCCUGGCCCUAACGCCCUGUUCCCCGAGAUCUGCUUCUCGCUUUUCGCCGACCAGGACGUAGAGUCUGUUCCUCCUACCUCUAACGUUGCCGCAUCGCUGCUACGAGACGCAGUCACGGAUACUAUUAACAUCCUUGACUUCAACCGAAACGCUGCUGCCAAAUUCCUCAUUGAUGUCGACUGCUACUGGGCCCCUAACACCUUCGUCAAGCGUGCCACCGCUUUCGACAAGCUUAAGGAUAUUCCCGAAGGACGUUCGACCUGGAAGCCUGAAGAUCUGGUCGUUGAUGCUGUCUUCUCUCAGAUCCUGCGUCUUCCUACCUCAGAACACAAGCUUGUCUACUACCACUCUGUUAUCACCGAGGCAUGCAAGAUUGCUCCUGCCGCCGUCGCUCCCAGUCUGGGCAGAGCAAUUCGUUUCCUCUUCCGCAGCCUCGAUAUCAUGGAUCUCGAGCUUCAAUACCGCUACAUGGACUGGUUUGCCCACCACCUGAGCAACUUUGAGUUCCGUUGGAAGUGGACUGAAUGGAUUGACGAACUUGAGCGCUCCGACCUGGAGCCCAGAAAGGCCUUCAUCGUGGGUUCGCUAGAUAAGGAGAUUCGUCUUUCUUUCGCCAAGCGUAUCAGAGAGACACUUCCCGAGGCAUACGCUNNCCCCCUCAUCUCAGAGGGUAAGAUGAAGGAUACUCCUGAUUUCAAGUACCUCAACGAGCAGACCCCUUACUCUCAACAAGGCAAUGCCAUGCAUGCCUUGAUCCGCAAGAAGGCUUCUGAAGAGGAGAUCGAAACUGUCAUUACCGAGAUUCAGACACUGGCCAGCGAACACGGUGUUGAAGACGUCCUUGUGCCUAGCACCGAUGCAUACAUGACCAGCAUUUGCUCAGUCGGCGGUAAGUCGCUUUCUCACGUCUUGUCCUGUAUCGAGCGAUGCAAGGAACGUCUCCUCGCAAUCGGACCUCAGUCUGAGCUUGCACGCCGUCAAAUCAUCACAUCGGUCGUUGACUACUGGGCCGACCACCCUGGUACUGCUGUCAACAUCAUUGACAAGCUUCUCAACUACACCAUCAUCACACCCAUGAGCGUCAUCGAGUGGGCGCUGCACGAUCACUUGCAGCACGGUCGUGCACUUGCACAGACUCACAUUUACGAGAUGAUUUCGGCCACUAUGUUCAAGGUCAGCAACCGCAUGCGCCAGAUUGUGCGCGCUCGCGCCGAGGCCGACCUCUCCGAAGAGCAGAAGAGCUUGCUGGACGAGACUUUGAUCCGCGAGCGCCAGACUAUGCGUGAUCUCUUCAACGCCAUCAUCGAGGCCGUCUCGACUGUUGCCAAUGCAGCUCAAGACGACAUGAUCGAACGCUUCGACGGUGACAGUGCCGAACAGACUCUACUGCAGCAGUGGGGUGCUCGCUGGGCUCGUGUCUGGAGACGCAAGAUGGCUGUCGAGGAGGCUAUUGUCAGCGAGGCCGCCAUCGAGGCUGCUGAUGUCGCCAGAGAGGCCGAGAGAGUCAAGGCAGAGGCACAAGCUGCAGAGGCCGCUGCUGCUGCCCAGCAGGCCGCCGAUGCCACCAUGGAGCAGGAAGACCACGACGUCGCAUAA
This is a messenger RNA of Aureobasidium musti, 2340 nucleotides long. Lineage: Eukaryota; Fungi; Ascomycota; Dothideomycetes; Dothideales; Saccotheciaceae. The record is from the annotation of a GenBank genome assembly.